UACUUAUUUCCUGUAGAGCGUACGACUGUAGUCCAAAGCGAUGUUAUCGGCAAUCGUUUGGUGAGCUGGGAGGCGGGACCAGGCUCAAUGGUGGCGGAGUUGUGUUUUUGCAUUUCACCAACGCGGUUACCGCCAGGCUCGGACAGUGAGCGCUAGAAAGGGCGGAAGUGAGGCCUGGAGGCUGCUGGGGAGGAGUAAAAAACAUGGGGAUCAAAGUUCAACGUCCUCGAUGUUUCUUUGACCUAUCGAUUAACAAUGUUACAGUUGGAAGAGUUGUCUUUGAGCUGUUUACAGAUGUCUGUCCAAAAACAUGUGAAAAUUUCCGAAGUCUCUGCACAGGUGAAAAGGGUAUUGGGAAAAGCACACAGAAGCCAUUGCAUUAUAAAAACUGCUUGUUCCAUCGAGUGGUAAAGGAUUUCAUGGUUCAGGGAGGAGAUUUCAGUGAAGGCAAUGGAAGAGGAGGUGAAUCAAUAUAUGGAGGAUUUUUUGAAGAUGAGAACUUCUCUGUUCAACACACCAAGGAAUUCCUCCUGUCCAUGGCCAACCGAGGCAAGGACACAAAUGGCUCACAGUUUUUUAUAACAACAAAGCCAACACCUCACUUGGAUGGGCUCCAUGUUGUUUUUGGUCAAGUUGUGUCUGGUCAAGAAUUUGUAAGAGAGAUUGAAAAUCAAAAAACUGAUCCUUCUAGCAGACCGAGUGCAGAAGUCCGAAUACAGAAUUGUGGAGAACUUGUUCAGGUCCAAAAAUCUAAAUCUAAGAAAGAGAAGAAGAGGCACAAAUCUUCCUCCUCCAGUGACACAGAAGACUCAAGUGGGUCCGAUUCCUCUGAUUCAUCAUCGGACUCAGAAGAGGAAGGAAAAUCAAAAAAAAAGAAGAAAAAGCACAAGAAAACUUCCAAGAAACAGAAGAAGGAGAAAAAGAAGCGAAAAAAGACCAAGAAAAGUUCUGAGAGUGAACAUGAAGAUGAGGUUCAGGUCACAUCCACUGUACGUCCAGAAGAGAUCCCCACUGUGCCAGAGAACAAGUUCUUAAUGAGAAGGAGUCCACAGAGAGUUGAUGAGCAAGAAGCAAGAGGCAUUGACAGAGAACGAGAAAGAGAAAACAAUUCACUUUACCAGAGAAGGCUUUUAGUAACGAGGUCUGGAAGGAAAAUUAAAGGAAGAGGCCCCAGACGCUACCGUACACCAUCAAGAUCUAGAUCUAGAGAUCGAUUUAGAAGAAGUGAAACUCCCCCACACUGGAGGCAAGAGAUGCAGAGAACACAGAGGAUGAGAUAUUCUAGUGGAGAACGUUGGAUCAAAGGAGAUAAGAGUGAAAUGAAUGAAAAAGACACUCAAAAAAGUCCAGUAAGGGGAAGGGAGAGGAAACAGUCUGACCAAAGAGCUCCAUCUGAGAGUCCAAGCAAAAGAAAUGAUCAUGGGAAGAAAAGCAAAGAUCGAAAAUCAAGCAGCAGGGAAAGGGAGUCUAAGAAACAUGGCAAAAAUGACGAAAAGGAGAAUAAAUCCUGGAGCCGAAAAAGGACAAAGUCCGAUAGCCGGAGUGAAAGUAAGGAGAACGCUAAAAACAGAGAGGCGAAACACAGCAAGCGUGAUAAGACCAGAUCAAGAAGCAAGGAAAAAGGACAUGAACGGGAAAAAGGAAAACAAUCGGACAACAAAACAAAAGAUAAAGAGAGAAGCAGAAGUAAGGAGAGGGCAAAACAAAGCAAGUCAAAAAAUGAACCUGCAACAAGUAAAAGCAGGGACAGAGCAAGAAGCAAAGAGAGAGCAAGAAGUAAGAGUAAAGAGAUGAGGAAAAGUAAAGAACGGGAUAGAAGUAAAAGCAAGGAAAGAAGGAAAAGUAAGGAAAGAGGUAGCAGUAAAAGCAAGGUAAGAAGGAAAAGUAAGGAACGAGGUAGAAGUAAAAGCAAGGAAAGAAGGAAAAGUAAAGAUCGGGAUAGAAGUAAAAGCAAGGAGCGAGGUAAAAGUAAAGAACGGAGUAGAAGUAAAAGCAAGGAGAGGGUGAAAAGUAAAGAACGGGGUGGAAGCAAAAGCAAGGAGAGAGUGAAAAGUAAAGAACGGGGUGGAAGCAAAAGCAAGGAGAGAGUGAAGAGUAAAGAACGGGGUAGAAGUAAAAGCGAGGAAAGAGUGAAAAGUAAAGAACGGGGUAGAAGUAAAAGCGAGGAAAGAGUGAAAAGUAAAGAACGGGGUAGAAGUAAAAGCAAGGAGAGAGUGAGAAGUAAAGAACGGGGUAGAAGUAAAAGCAAGGAGAGAGUGAGAAGUAAAGAACGGGGUAGAAGUAAAAGUAAGGAACAAGACAAGAGCAAAGAUAGGCAUGAAAAAGCAAGGAGUAAGGAACGCGAAUCUGUGAAAGCAAAACGUAGAUCCAGCAGCACAGCUAAAGAGAGAAGCAAAAGCAAAGAAAAAGCUAAAAGGGCUCCAUCAAGAAGCCGGGACAAGCGCCGAACCAGAAGUCGAGAUCGCGCUAGAAGCAAAGACAAAGAAUCCAAGGUAAGGGGUCGGUCCAGAAGCAGAGAUCGAAAAAGAACCCCAGAAAAGUCCAAAAGCAAACGAAGUACGAGCCGGGAUGACUCCAAAUCUUCCGAUCGCGAGGUCAGUCAAACCAAAAACGAAGACUCUGCAAAAAAAGAAGGAAAAAAAGGCUCUCCGAAAAAGUCCCCAGAGCGUGAAAGCCACAAAAGGAAGUCUUCUCGCAGCAGCAGUCCAGAAAGUAAACUAACCAGAAAAUCUAGCCGAAAUCAUACGAGUCCAGACUCCAACACAGUGCAUAGCACUUACAGAGAGGACCAAUCGUCCCAUGAGAGAAGCGGAGACCGGGAGAAAAAUAGAAGAUAUUCGCAUGACAAAGAAAACGGCAAAAGGUCCCGCAGCCGUGAAAGACGUCCUUCCCGCUCAAAGGAACAAAGAAUAAAUAGUCAGUCCAGUCCCAACAGUGUUGACAAUAAGAAUGAGUAAUACAAUUUAGACAUAUAUUUGGACUUUUUUUUUCUUUUUUAUAGACUUUCACUUGUCCGCAUUUUUUUUUUCUUAUAUAAUUCCUAGCCUGGAUCAUUUGUAUUGCUUAUGUUUUAAUAAAUGUUCCAUGAAAGAAUUUUAGGUGUACAACAUUGUCAACAUUUUGUGUUUUUAAAUGGUUGAGGGUUUUUCUUUUUUCUCUAGUUUUACUUGGCUGGAAAGUUUUGGUUUUCCCUUGACUCUUCAGAAAACGCAUGUGUUCAUGCUUUGAUUAAAAUGCUGUGCUUUUGGUUCCUGAUGUUAUGGCACGCUUCUAAUAGCAUCUACACCAUAGUUGUAAAAGACUAUAUGUAACAUCUUAGAAACUUUUGACGUAUGUUUACAAGUAUUUUUUUAAAGGCUUGGUAAUAUCUAUGUAUAGUAUGAAAUGUAUACUAAAUGUUUUCUGCUGUAUAAAUUUGAAGUGUGGUUUGUUUGCUGCCCUUAA
This is a messenger RNA of Rana temporaria (common frog), 3444 nucleotides long. RefSeq names its product peptidylprolyl isomerase G (gene PPIG). Lineage: Eukaryota; Metazoa; Chordata; Amphibia; Anura; Ranidae. Gene Ontology annotation, molecular function: peptidyl-prolyl cis-trans isomerase activity. Bases 204 to 2957 code for a protein of 917 amino acids. The transcript is spliced from 13 exons. Gene Ontology annotation, cellular component: nucleus. The record is from RefSeq and is a predicted model, not a curated record. Gene Ontology annotation, biological process: protein peptidyl-prolyl isomerization; protein folding.